AUGGUGGAUGGAGUACGGUUGUCCGGUGCUCUAGCAGCAUGUUUGGCACUGCUUCUCGGCGAGGAGCCAUACGGCAACAACGGUGCAUUGGCUAAAGGGCGUGCUUGGAUUCUAUCCCAUGGUGGUGCAACAUUCAUUCCCCAGUGGGGAAAGAUAUGGCUUUCGGUACUUGGAGUGUUCGAUUGGUCAGGAAAUAAUCCAAUUUUCCCUGAACUAUGGAUCGCUCCUCAGUUUCUUCCAUUUCAUCCAAGGAAAUUCUGGUGCCUAACCCGUAUGGUAUAUCUGCCAAUGGCUUAUCUUUAUGGCAAGAAAUUCAUCGGACCGAUUACACCAACUGUACUGGCAUUAAGAGAGGAGAUCUAUGACACUCCCUAUGGCAAGAUUGACUGGAGCAAUGCUCGUAAUAAAUGUGCAAAGGAGGACCUCAUCUGUCCACGUACACUGUUGCAGAAUGUUGUUUGGACUUCACUUUACAGGUGUGUAGAACCAGUGUUGAGCAGUUGGCCUGUCAACAAGCUGAGGGAGAGAGCUCUGGGAAGCCUCAUGGAGCAUAUUCAUUAUGAAGAUGAGAACUCACAAUACCUAUGCGUAUGUACUGUGAACAAGGCUCUAAACAUGAUCUGCUGCUGGGUAGAAGAUCCAAAUUCGGAUGCAUUCAAGCUUCACCUUGCAAGGAUAGCAGAUUUCUUGUGGCUUUCAGAGGAUGGCAUGAAGGCACAGGUAUAUGAUGGCUGCCAGAGCUGGGAGACAUCAUUCACAAUUCAAGCAUUUUGCGCUACAGAUCUUGUCAACGAGUAUGGUCCAACUAUGCAGAGAGCCUAUGAGUUCAUAAAAAAAUCACAGGUUCUGAGGAACCAUCCUGGUGACCAAAGUUACUGGCAUCGGCAUAGAUCGAAGGGUUCAUGGACACUUUCAUCUGCAGACAAUGGAUGGGCUAUACCUGACACUACAGGAGAAGCACUUAAGGCUCUACUGUUGCUGUCAAAGAUCUCAAACAAAAACAACCUUGUUGGGGAUCCGAUAGAAAGAGAAAGGCUGCAUGGUGCUAUUGAUUGCCUUCUAUCUUUUGUGAACAAAGAUGGUUCCAUUUCUACAUAUGAGUGCAAAAGAACUUCUUCUUGGAUAGAGAUUCUAAGUCCUUGUGAGAGUUUCCGAAACAUAGGUGUUGAUUACUCCUACCCAGAAUGCACUUCCUCAGUGCUCCAAGCUCUGAUACUGUUCCAAGAAUUAUAUCCUGAUUACCGCACAAAAGAGAUAGAAACAUCUAUCAGAAAUGCAGCAACAUUUAUUGAGAGCAGACAACAAGUAGACGGUUCAUGGUUAGGUACUUGGGGUGUAUGUUUCACCUAUGCAGCCUUCUUUUCAAUUAAAGGUUUAGUUGCAUUUGGAAGAUCGUACGAGAACAGCUCUUCCAUACGGAAAGCAUGCCACUUCAUAUUGUCAAAGCAGCUCAGUACUGGUGGAUGGGGAGAAAGCCAUAUCUCUAGUGAAACUCAGGUUUAUGUAAAUAUCGAAGGUGACCAUGCUCACGCUGUGAAUACUGCUUGGGCAAUGCUCGCUUUAAUUUAUGCUGGACAGAUUGACCGAGAUCCAACACCAUUGCAUCGUGCUGCAAAAGAAUUGAUCAAUAUGCAGUUGGAGACAGGAGAGUUUCCACAGCAAAGGCUGGCCUUAACGAACAUCUCCAAAAAUCUCCCACGACACUGUAGAAAUGGGCCACCUCUGCAUAAGGCACCCGCUUUUGAAAAUGCGCCACAAACAUGA
Miscanthus lutarioriparius is the source of this 1764-nucleotide messenger RNA. NCBI's taxonomy places the organism in Eukaryota, Viridiplantae, Streptophyta, Magnoliopsida, Poales, Poaceae. The record is from the annotation of a GenBank genome assembly.